GCGGAAGAAGAGGAAGAUGCCGGCUGGUCACGGAAUAAGGGCGAGGACACGGGACCACUUCCAACGCGGUUUCAGGAAGCGCGGCCCCAUCGCGCUCUCCACCCAUCUCCGGGUUCUCCGCGUCAGAGACUAUGUCGACAUCAAGGUCAACGGAUCUGUGCACAAGGGAAUGCCUCACAAGUUCUACCAUGGCCGCACCGGUCGCGUCUGGAACGCCACCAAGCGCGCAGUUGGUGUCGAAGUGAACAAGCAGGUUAGGAACAAGAUCCUGAAAAAGAGGCUUCAUGUCCGCAUAGAGCAUGUUCAAGCAUCCAGGUGUACUGAGGAGUUUAAGCAGAGGGUGAAAGAAAAUGAUCAGCUCAAGGCUGAGGCAAAGGCUAAAGGUGUGGUUAUCA
Molecule: messenger RNA, 395 nt
Organism: Cuscuta epithymum
Lineage: Eukaryota; Viridiplantae; Streptophyta; Magnoliopsida; Solanales; Convolvulaceae
Source: the annotation of a GenBank genome assembly